CGAAAAGGUCGAUCAUCAGAAGGGCGAUAAAAAAUUUAAAUCGCUAAUUUUUCUAGGCAUCUAAAGGUGGUGGUGGGAACGAGGACUUAAACGAGUCAUCGUUCCCAUUGGUUCUAUGUUAAUUAUAAAAAAUAUAAGCUUUGAUGCGGUUAGUUUAAUUUUUAAUUCGUAGUACAACUCGUGUCUGAAAAAGCAAACAAACACGACUGGAUUAAUGGUGAUGAUUUGAGCUAAUGGUAAGUAAAAUAUGACCUAAGAUGGUACCUGGAAAACUCUGGCUUGGAGAGUUAUAAAUCAUAAUUAAAACUUGAAUACAAGCAUACAUUUACAAUAAAUUGGUGUAACAACUAAAUAUGGUUCUACUGUAUCACUCGUAUGAAUUAUCAUGGGGGUCUAUUCUAUUUGUCCUCGAACGAAAAUUCGGAACAAUUCGAAUAUUUCUUAUAAUUUUGAUAAAAUCGUAUCAAACAGGCAAAGUCAGGCCAUACCUCUAAUUUUUUUUCUAGUUUUUUUAAAUUUAAAAAGAAAACAAAAAAAUAUUUUUCAUUUUCAAGUCAAGUCUUCAGGUAUCGUGUUAAAUUUUACGAGUAGCACAAAUAAGUAUUAUACUGUCCUUGGUCAGGUACCGGGGAGGUGUUACUGAAUCAAGUGUUCGAGUGGGUGAUACAGACGUACCAGUCCGUGCGGUCAUCCAGCGAGGGUCGGCUGGAGUUGUGUUCGUUGCUCGCUUCCUUCGGCAAUCUGCCCUGGAAUGAGCACCAGUGGCUGCAGCCGUCUGGGCUUCAAGCUUUGCUUCAAGUAACUAUCCUUUUAUAACUCGUACGAAUUAACAUAUCACAUGAGGAGUUGUUUUCACAUGUCACAUUUUUAACACGUUCUUACAAUAGGUGAUGACGACGGUAUUACAAUCAGCGCGCUUAUUUUAAAUUUAUGUUUAGUUUUAUGUUAGUUUUAGUAAUAAGAUAUUUUAUUAUUGUGUAUGUGCCACACAGUGAUCUUUUGUUUCUAUACUCCAUUCAUUAUAACAUUAGAAAAAAGAGGAUCUCAGAACCAGCAGUGCAGAACAUUUUAUUUACAACAUAAAUUUAAAAAAUAUUUAUUAUAUUUUUGUUGAAAUUUUGAACUUUAGGUAGUCUGAAAGAGUUGGGCAAUUUUACAUUUUCUCGGGGUUGAGAUGAGACUAGCAUUUUCUAAAUUCAUCUUUUACUGAGAGCCAACAUGGAAAUAAAACUAUCUAUCAGUUUUUUUGAUUGAUUCUAAUUGUAAGUGUAUAUAAUUAGAAUAUAAUUUAAUAUGCCCAGAAAAUAAAGGUAAACAAAAUGAAUGUUUUAUUAUUACUGUUAUAACAUUUAUUCAAAUAUUAUUAGACAAUUGAUUAAGACUGGAAAAACUUGCUGAAAUGUCAAAGGUAAUUGUUGUAGGCCACUCGGGCCUGCACCAGAAUCGCAGUUUAGCAAAACUUAACAACAAAAAGCUAGCAACUAAAACAAAACUAUAAGAAAACAACAAUAAAACAGUAAUUACUCAAUCACCGAAAAUGGCAAAACAACAAGAAAGGCAGUAGCAUUCACAAUGAAUGACAAUCCGAGAUUACGUAUUUUGACUAUUAUGAAUAAAUCAUAAUCUGACUAAAUUAAAAAGAUAGAUAGAUGAUGAUCCGGUAAUGACAUGUAUUUUUGUUAACCGUUAUAAGACGCGUUGAACGAGUGGUAGGAAAAAAAUUGGGAUGAUUCAAAAGUUUGAAAGGAAAGUAUGAUGCAGGUAAGCCAGUCGGGUGAUGAAGACGUGUUAUGCUGGUGCGCGCGUUGCUGCGGGGGUCUGCUAGCGGGGGCGUGGCUGCGGGGGGCGUGGCUGGGGCAAGGGGCGGGGCCCGGGCAGGGGGCCGAGCCAGGGGAGGCGUUCGCCACUAGACUCGCCGCCCUGCUGUACCUGUGGACCGCUACCACGCUACCCGCUACACAACAGACGUUGGAGAGGGCGUGCAAUUUGUGGUGGGAGCGGCUGCCAGUGCCCGCAUUGGAGGACGCGCUCGAGAGAUUCUUUCAACUGAACUACGGUCUAUCAACACCUUACCACGAUCUGCCACAAUUCAAGUACGUAUUUAAAAAUGUCUUGUAUUUAUUACAAUUUUAUACCUAACUUACUAAACUGGCGGCACGCUAUGAUGGCCGUUUUGAUAUAUUACAAUAGUGAUGUGGAAUGUCAAUUUAUUCUCGAACAAAAAAACAAAUAAGUUUUGUUUUUGUACCUGAUUAAAUAAGUUUAAUAAAACAAAAAUGUAAAUGUUUAUUUAAUAUAUUUGAACGAACUGAAUAUUUGAAUGAAAAUGAAUAUACAUACUUUAUAUGCACAAAAGAAACAUAUGAAUACAAAAGAUACCAAAAAAAGUGCCACAAAAGGCCAUAUUUAAUCAGAUUCGUCCAUACUACUAUUUUCACUGUCGUCACUGCUAUCAUCACGUACAUUAAUUAUAAGUUCGUUUUCUAUAAUAUUAUCUAUUUUCACAUGUCUUUCAUAAUCUUCCCUUAUUAAUUUAACAAUUCUAUUGACAACCUUUUCCCAGUCUCCUUUAGUCACAUGUUCAUAAGCUUCUUCUAAUAAUUUUAGCAUUUUUUUUUUGUGGUAAAUGGGGGUUCUGUAUUGUGUCUUGCAGCAUAUCCCUUAAUUUGAGCCCACACCAACUCAAU
Diatraea saccharalis (sugarcane borer) is the source of this 2687-nucleotide messenger RNA. The record is from the annotation of a GenBank genome assembly. NCBI's taxonomy places the organism in Eukaryota, Metazoa, Arthropoda, Insecta, Lepidoptera, Crambidae.